Messenger RNA from Uncinocarpus reesii 1704, 471 nucleotides. RefSeq lists its product as uncharacterized. Bases 1 to 471 code for a protein of 156 amino acids. Lineage: Eukaryota; Fungi; Ascomycota; Eurotiomycetes; Onygenales; Onygenaceae. The transcript has a single exon. The record is from RefSeq and is a predicted model, not a curated record.
AUGGGAGAGACGGCCGAAUCACACAACUUGCCUUGUGGUGAUGGCUGCGGACAUGGGCCAACACGACGAGAACAUGCCGGCGUCACCAGCAUCCCAGGCAUGCUGGUCCGGGUGCGUCAGGUGACGAGUGCGUGGCGCUUGGCGCGGUUGAGUGCGUGGUUCAACGCUUCUGCGACAUCCCAGCCUCCCGACAAGGCCAAGGUGCGUGUGAGAUCGAGAUCCGUCCGCCCACGAGCCGUCACGCUGCGACGUGAUAAUUGGAUGGCUGGAGUGCGGUCCUUCCAGCAGAUGGAGCAGCGCCUCCCAGCUGAUUUGGUUCCGAUGAGCUGGCAAUGGCACGCAUUUGGAGGGGAGGGCUGCGCCGCCAAUGGCGUGGACGCCGUGGCAGUUAGCGGUGCUGCAGGGUGGUCUGAAACCUUCUUUUGCUUCUUUUCCUCCGGGAUGGGAUUAGCGGGUUGUCUCUCCGCUUGA